CCCACCCAUAAACUCCGCGUCACUAGCGUCGCAGCGUACACGUGGAGCAAUAUCAUUGGUCGGAUGCACGUGGCAGGAUACAUCAUUGGCCGGGACAACUCCACAGUCCACUCCCUCUUCCAGAGAUCCAUUUAUAAUCUCUCCCCGCACUCCCACAGAUCCUUCAAGCGUUCGAGUUUCUCAGAUCUCUGUCGACAUUUUCAUUCUCUAUCGAGCUCUGAUUCCAGUCAUGGAAGGGAAGAAGCGGAAAAGCUUCGCGCAGGGCGUCUUGCUGCUGGCAAUCGCGUGCUUGUUUUCCCAGCUCUGCGCCUCGUCCGAUGUGAAAUUCUACGAGUCGUUCGAUGAUGCAUUUGAUGGGAGAUGGACUGUCUCCGAGAAGGAGGAUUAUAAAGGUACAUGGAAGCAUUCCAAGAGUGAGGGGCAUGAUGAUUAUGGCCUUCUUGUGAGUGAGAAGGCUAGAAAAUAUGCCAUUGUCAAGGAACUUGAUGAGCCUGUCGAUCUAAAAGACGGAACAGUAGUUCUACAAUAUGAAGCUCGUUUCCAAGAAGGGCUUGAAUGUGGUGGUGCUUAUAUUAAGUAUCUCCGCCCACAGGAUGCUGGGUGGGUUGCCAAGGAAUUUGACAAUGAAUCGCCCUAUUCCAUCAUGUUUGGUCCUGAUAAAUGUGGGGCCACUAACAAAGUUCAUUUCAUUCUGAAGCAUAAGAACCCAAAAACUGGGGAGUAUGUUGAGCACCAUCUCAAGUAUCCACCUUCUGUACCUUAUGACAAACUAACCCAUGUUUAUACUGCCAUAUUGAAACCCGACAAUGAGCUCAGCAUCUUGAUUGAUGGAGAAGAGAAAAAGAAGGCUAACUUCUUAUCUGGUGAGGAUUUUGAGCCAACUAUAAUCCCUCCGAAGACCAUUGCUGAUCCUGAUGACAAGAAGCCUGAGGAUUGGGACGAGAGGGAGAAGAUCCCAGACCCGGAUGCAAAGAAACCAGAGGAUUGGGAUGAGGAUGCACCAAUAGAGAUCCCAGAUGAGGAAGCUGAGAAGCCUGAAGGGUGGUUGGAUGAUGAACCUGAAGAGAUUGAUGACCCCGAUGCGACAAAACCCGAAGAUUGGGACGAGGAGGAGGAUGGUGAGUGGGAAUCUCCCAAAAUUGACAAUCCUAAGUGUGUGGAUGGCCCUGGUUGCGGGGAGUGGAAAAGACCGAUGAAGAGGAACCCUGCUUACAAGGGAAAAUGGCACGCUCCCCUUAUUGACAACCCCAAUUACAAAGGAAUUUGGAAGCCUAAGGAGAUCCCAAACCCCGAUUACUUUGAACUCGAGCGACCUAACUUUGAGCCUGUUGCUGCAAUUGGAAUCGAGAUCUGGACAAUGCAAGAUGGUAUCCUGUUUGACAACAUCCUGAUAGCUAGCGACGAGAAAACUGCAGAAUCUUAUCGAAAGGAUGCAUGGAAGCCCAAGUUUGAUUUAGAGAAACUGAAACAGAAGGCUGAGGAAGAUUCAGAUUCUGAUGGCCUCAAAGGUUUCAAGAAAGUGGUAUUUGACCAGCUGUAUAAGAUUGCUGACCUGCCAUUCUUGGGAGAACAUAAGAGCAAAGUCCUGGAUCUACUCGAAAAGGCAGAGAAACAACCUAACAUCACAAUAGGAGUCAUCGUCUCUCUCGUAGUUAUUGUCCUAACAGCACUAUUCAAGCUUCUCUUUGGUGGAAAGAAGCAAUCACCUACGAAACCAGCUGAAGAAUCCAAGAAGAGCGAAGCGGCAGAGAGUUCCAACAGUCAGGCGGCUCAUGAGGAGGAGAAAGAGGAACAGAGUGAGAACGCUGCUGCUAAACGGAGGCCCCGGCGUGCCGGAUAAUAUGGCUACCGACAUGGUUGCAACCCCGGCCCGCCGUUAGAAGUUCUUUUUUCUUCUUUUGAGAUUUUGUUUAAAAAAAAUACUCUCUUUGCUUUGAAUUUUUCUGUUGAUGAUGAUGUGGGGGUCAGUCCAGAAAAUGUUUAUGCACUCUUUUAGGCGUGUGUGUUUCUUUCUUUUUUUUUUUGGUUUAUUGUUUUAGUGUAAUAUUAGAAAAACCUGUUUGGUGUCACGAUGAGCCUUCUUUAUUUUUUACCAUCCGGAGGAAUUUUGUGCAUUGG
This is a messenger RNA of Cuscuta campestris, 2118 nucleotides long. NCBI's taxonomy places the organism in Eukaryota, Viridiplantae, Streptophyta, Magnoliopsida, Solanales, Convolvulaceae. The record is from the annotation of a GenBank genome assembly.